AUGUGUUCGGUGCAGCCGUUUUGCUCCAGCACGCAGCCGGUGCGAGAUGGCAAACGGACGUCUUGCGCGCUGAUGGUCGGUUCUGUCAUGGCCGCGGCUAGCGCCAAGUGCCGGUACUUGCUUGGACUUUCCUUCUUCGCCUUUCCUGCGCUGGUGUCGGCAGCCUGCUUUCCAGACGACUGUGCAUCCUGCACGCAGGCCGAGUGCAAUUUGGAGCCUGGCUGUUUGGAUAUCUACCCUGGUAACUUCGAGACAAGCUGUGUAUCGUGUCCCAACACAACGUGUUUGAGUGAUGGCGGUUUGGAUGUCACUGCCGGGUGCAGUGAUGGCAUCAACGUGCUGGUAUCCCUCACGAUGGGUCUCAUUGGUGGCUUGUUUGCAGCAGGGAUGCCGUGCAUUUGUUUGAGCAUCCGCUCGCAAGAGCUUUGGGCAGCCGAGUUCCUCGACGAUCGCAACACAGAGAUGCGGAGAGUGCGUGGUGUCAUCAAGGACAAGAAGAAUGUAGACAAGAGGGGUGGUCAUGCCUUUUCGGUCAUCGUUGAGUUCGUCGCGGAGGAUUUAGAGCAGCAGCAGGUCCCCGUACGGGCGCACUGCGCCUCUCAGCCCCAGUUCUGGAGCAAGACGAAGGUUGGGGGCGAGGUUGAGAUAGCGUAUCGCGCCGGCUUGGAGCGCGAUUUCGUAAUAGUGGACGACCUUUUGACUUACCUGAUGGAUACCUCAUCGAAGUAUAUUCUGUGCAUAUGUGGAGGAUGUUUUCUUGUCUUGGGGGUUGCUGCUGGUGUGGCAUCAUGGCCAGUCACGGGCUGCUUCGCUGGCAUAAUUCCGUUGAUGUUGCUUAUGGUGGCUGGCUCUGUUGCUGGGCAUUUUUUUCUGAAGCACUUUGCGCAACACAUCACGCAGCGCCAUUACUUCGUGAACACUGGCUCGAGCGUGAGCCCGAAGGGCAGUGAAUCCUCGGACACAUUGCAGUGA
This is a messenger RNA of Symbiodinium sp. CCMP2592, 972 nucleotides long. NCBI's taxonomy places the organism in Eukaryota, Dinophyceae, Suessiales, Symbiodiniaceae. The record is from the annotation of a GenBank genome assembly.